This is a messenger RNA of Anguilla rostrata (American eel), 4141 nucleotides long. RefSeq names its product 1,4-alpha-glucan-branching enzyme-like. Gene Ontology annotation, biological process: glycogen biosynthetic process. Gene Ontology annotation, molecular function: hydrolase activity, hydrolyzing O-glycosyl compounds; 1,4-alpha-glucan branching enzyme activity; cation binding. Gene Ontology annotation, cellular component: cytoplasm. Lineage: Eukaryota; Metazoa; Chordata; Actinopteri; Anguilliformes; Anguillidae. The transcript is spliced from 15 exons. The record is from RefSeq and is a predicted model, not a curated record.
GGCUCAUCGCAUUUGAGUGAUCCAGAUCUGCUCAAAUCCCCGAAUGCUUUGUUAAAUCAUCACAUGCCAGUGGCCACAACCUACGCAUACAACUCAAUAAAUACGUUUGUUUUUAAGCACGUAUAUGCCGGUACUCGAUUGCUAUAGACUUGAGCGAAGAUGGCUGAGCCGACGGAUAAUGUUACAAUUCCGCAGUUCAGCACCCUUCUACAAAUGGAUCCGUAUCUGAAACCGUUUGAAAAGGACUUCAAGAGGAGGUAUGCGCUGUUCCAGAAGUGUCUUUUCCAGCUGGAGGAGGCCGAGAGCGGCUUUGAUCAGUUCACACGCAGCUACCAGAGUUUCGGGGUGCAGCGGCAGGCGAACAACGGGCUGAUCUUUAAAGAGUGGGCCCCUGCUGCUGAGGCUCUCUUCCUGACCGGAGAUUUCAAUGGCUGGGACAAUUUCUCUCACCCAUACAAGAAAAAAGAAUACGGAAAAUGGGAGCUGUACAUCCCGCCGAAAGAGGACAAGUCAGCGGCCGUGGCUCACCUGUCCAAGCUGAAGGUAGUUGUCCACACCAGAACAGGGGAGCGACUGUAUCGGAUCUCUCCCUGGGCGAAAUACGUGACCAAGACGGGAGAUUCCGUCAUCUAUGACUGGGUGCACUGGGACCCCCCUCACCCCUACCUGCACAUUCACCCGCGCCCCAAGAAGCCCAGGAGCCUGCGGAUUUACGAGUCCCACGUGGGGAUAGCCUCGCCGGAGGCCAAGGUCGCCUCCUACACCAACUUCACCGUCAACGUGCUGCCGAAGAUCAAAGACCUCGGUUAUAACUGCAUACAGCUGAUGGCCAUUAUGGAGCACGCCUACUACGCCAGCUUUGGCUACCAAAUCACCAGCUUCUAUGCUGCAUCCAGCCGCUACGGGACUCCUGAGGAGCUGAAGCAGCUCAUCGAUGUGGCCCACUCCCUGGGGAUCAUCGUGCUCCUGGACGUGGUCCACAGCCACGCGUCCCAGAACACCGAGGACGGCCUCAACAAGUUCGACGGCAGCGACUCCUGCUUCUUCCACUCGCCCCCCCGGGGGGAACACAAACAGUGGGACAGCAGACUCUUCAACUACUCCAGCUGGGAGGUGCAGCGUUUCCUGCUGUCUAAUCUGCGCUGGUGGAUGGAGGAGUAUCGCUUUGACGGCUUCAGGUUCGACGGCGUGACCUCCAUGCUUUAUCACCACCACGGCCUCGAUGUAAAAACGGAGACUUUUUUUUUCCCCGGGAAAGACCCCGCUGAAAUUUACUUCCCCUCCUCUCCGCAGGAUGUAUCCGGGAUGCCGGGGCUCUGCCGAGCCGUCACCGAAGGAGGGUGUGGCUUCGACUACCGCCUGGCCAUGGCCAUUCCAGACAAGUGGAUCCAGAUCCUGAAGGAGUACAAGGACGAGGAGUGGAACAUGGGCAAUAUCGUGUACACGCUGACCAACCGUCGCUACGGGGAGAACUGCAUCGCAUACGCCGAGAGCCACGACCAGGCGCUGGUGGGGGAUAAGACCCUGGCCUUCUGGCUGAUGGACAAGGAGAUGUACACCAACAUGAGCUCCCUCAUCCCCAUGACGCCCGUCAUCGACCGGGGCAUCCAGCUGCACAAGAUGAUCCGCCUCAUCACCCACGGCCUGGGAGGGGAGGGCUACCUCAACUUCAUGGGCAACGAGUUUGGCCACCCCGAGUGGCUGGACUUCCCCCGGAAGGGAAACAAUGAGAGUUACCACUACGCCGCGAGCACCUGCUGACAGACCCUGCUGGACACCGGCAACUCGCGCUACGGCCCAGCUGUACGUCCUCGACCGGAGUGCCACCGCCGAGACAAGUACGCAUGCGCCCCCUCGGCCUUCGUCAGCGCCCGGCACGAGGGGGACAAGGUGAUCGUCUUCGAGAGGGCCAACGUCAUCUUCGUCUUCAACUUCCACCCCACCAACAGCUACAACGACUACCGGGUGGCAGUCACCUCUCCCGGGAAAUACAAAAUCAAGCUGGACACGGAUGAGGUUCAGUUCGGGGGUCACGGAAGGCUGGACCACAACACCGAAUUCUUCACCGAAGCCGUGCCGUUCAACGACCGGCCCCACUCCAUGAUGGUGUACCUCCCGUGCAGGACCGCGCUGGUCCUGGCCAACGAGGAGAUCGACUACUGCUACUGAAGCCCGGCGGACUCUGUGAGCGAGGGAGCCAGCGCGGACGGCCAGUUCAAGCGUCAGCUCCCCAAUAUUCUCGUAUUCCUCUGCGCAGUCUCUGAGUGCUCUUCUACAGCAAUUACACCGUUUCACCUGACACACACCGAUUCAGCCAGGGAAAGAUUUGCUCUUCCAAACACCUGUCUGGAAAUAUUUCUGUCUGACACCCUCCCCCUCCCCCCUCCCUCACCCGUCCUCUUAAAAGCAGCUUUAUCUCUGAAAUAUAGAAAUAUUCCUCCUACACAUAUGCCUUCAGCAGCUACAUUUAUUCCCCCUACCACGCAUUAUAAUGGAGAGCAUACUGUGAGAUGCAGUGAUGUCACAUCGUUAUGGUUAGCUUCAUCAGAAUAUUAGGACCUUCCCCACCCCCAAUCAUCGUGGGCACAUCGUCCAGUUAGAUCUUGAAAAAAUAAAAAUACAGUAUUUCCUUAAAAAAAAAAACUACUUGAUUUUGAAAGAUGACAAACCAUCGAGUGACAUUCAUUUUAAUUUUUAAACACAUGCACUUUGAAAGAAUUUAUAUUUGUAUUUAUACAUUUAUGUUUGAUGUGUUCUAACCUAGCGUAGAAAUUGUUUGUCAUAUUUAAUUUUUUCAGCAAAAAAAAAGAAGAAAAAAUAGAAAACAGAAGAGAAUAGAGUAUGAGGUGAAGUAUUGCACUAGAGCGUGGCGGGGAAGACCCCAGGAAUGCUGGGUGAUUUUGAAGUCUGCCGAUUUUACGCGUGAGACCGCUUCAGGGACAGGAAGCUGAAUGGCAGACAAUGGCAGCCUUACAGCGCUUGGAAAGCUUCGUGGCUCAUCUUACUGUACAGGUUCACAUUUUCAGUUCAGGUGUGUAUUAAUUCCAUGAUAAAGACACUGGGAUUUAAUGUUAUUUAUUCACAAUGAGUAAUAAUAUAUGUGAUUUUUGUUUCGAUGUUGUACGUGGGUCCCCAUGUAUGAAGCUGAACUGAAAAUGUGUCUAUGUGCGUAGUAAAUGCGUAGUUCCAUGGUCAUUAUGAUGUGGCCAACCAGAAGCCAUCAGAGAGGUUAAGGGGGGUCUUGUUCGGUAUGUGAGGAGGGCUCUCCCACAGCUUAUGUCCUGUCAUAGUCUAGUCAUUCUGGUCUCAAAAGCUGACCAAUAAAAUCUAUUAAUGAGGACUGAAGGCUGAAGACAGAGACCCAACAGACCAAUCACCCGUUCUAGCCCAUCAUGUAGCCACACCCCCCAUUUAAACCUUGCUCCCCAUCCUGAUAAAGCGGAAUAUAAAUUUUCCUCAUCCUUACAUCAAGUAUAAUCUGCUUUUCUUACAAAUUUGCCAGCAAGCUACAGGUUAUGAAUCACAGAGGCUGAACAACAAAGGCUAAAUUAAUGUGCCCCCUUUUUUUCCCCAAUUAUGCUAUUCCUCUCUAUAAGAUCUGACGAUUUUCUCUGUCAAGCAUUGACUAAGUUUACCUUACGCCUCCUCCUACAUUUCCUGUACUUUGCAGAUAAUUUGCGGCUUGUUCCGAAUGUAAAAAAAAAAAAAAAAAAAAAAAUCUGGAACGCUCUCUCCAAGUGUAUUGCCAUUCAAAGAUGCCAGGAAUGUUGCUAUGGAGAUUCCUACUUUAGCAGAUUUGGCUCGUAAACAUGAACCAGCCUAAUAAGGAAGCGAGUUUUCCAGCGCAUGAGAACAAACUCCAGUUAUUCAGUCCAGGGACACUGUUUCUCAGUACUGUGUAUGCUGGGGUGAAACUGUGGUAAAAACAGGCCUAUGGUAGGCUAUACUGUAUUUGUUCGUUUUUAAUCUUCGUUUUUAACUCACUCUCCUGUUUUCCCCUCCCUCAAAUCAUCAUGUGUAGCAAAAAAUUCAGACAGCUGUGUGCACAGUUGCAUUGUGUUUUGUUUCUGGUUCCCAAGUGUAAGUUAAACUUGUCUGAAAUGUGAUUGCUGUUGAAAAAAUAUUAAAGCCUCUGACUGUC